Pyrus x bretschneideri (Chinese white pear) is the source of this 689-nucleotide messenger RNA. Its product is annotated as histone H3.2. Gene Ontology annotation, molecular function: protein heterodimerization activity; DNA binding; structural constituent of chromatin. The transcript has a single exon. Gene Ontology annotation, cellular component: nucleosome. The coding region runs from base 86 to 496 and encodes 136 amino acids. NCBI's taxonomy places the organism in Eukaryota, Viridiplantae, Streptophyta, Magnoliopsida, Rosales, Rosaceae. The record is from RefSeq and is a predicted model, not a curated record.
CUCUCGCACGCUAUUCACAAAUCAAUUAAAAAUCCCCAAGUCUGAGAAACCCUAGUCACCUCUCGAUCUCCAAACCAAUCCACCAAUGGCUCGCACCAAGCAAACAGCCCGCAAGUCCACCGGAGGAAAAGCUCCCCGCAAGCAGCUGGCCACCAAGGCGGCUCGCAAGUCUGCUCCGGCCACCGGCGGAGUGAAGAAGCCCCACCGCUUCAGGCCCGGAACCGUCGCUCUCCGUGAGAUUCGUAAGUACCAGAAGAGCACUGAGCUCCUCAUCCGAAAGCUCCCAUUCCAGCGCCUGGUCCGUGAGAUCGCCCAGGACUUCAAGACCGACCUGAGGUUCCAGAGCUCCGCCGUUGCGGCCCUCCAGGAGGCGGCGGAGGCCUACCUCGUCGGGCUUUUUGAGGACACCAACCUUUGCGCCAUCCACGCCAAGAGGGUCACCAUCAUGCCCAAGGAUAUCCAGCUCGCUAGGCGCAUCAGGGGUGAGAGGGCUUAGAUUCCAUUGGGGUUUUAGUACAGAUAAAAAGGAGUAUGGUUUUCGUAGGUAAGGUGUUUGCUGAAAUGUUCAUGUUAUUUUGUGGGGUUGUCGCUUUUUGGUUCAGGGUAGGAAAUGUAGGUAAGAAUCGAGUCUGAACGAUUGUAAUGUUAACAUCUAUGUUAAUGAAUUCCAGUUCUUUUGAUUUGUGCAA